Colletotrichum gloeosporioides is the source of this 1407-nucleotide messenger RNA. RefSeq lists its product as uncharacterized. NCBI's taxonomy places the organism in Eukaryota, Fungi, Ascomycota, Sordariomycetes, Glomerellales, Glomerellaceae. The record is from RefSeq and is a predicted model, not a curated record. The transcript is spliced from 3 exons. Bases 1 to 1407 code for a protein of 468 amino acids.
AUGCUGGAUUCGACUGCCACCGUUCCUCUCACAGCGACACGCAGGACGCUGUGGUCCCAAAGCAUCACGAAAGCAUAUAGGUUCUUCCAGAUUAUCGGUGCUCCGGCACUUUCCAGCGGCUUCGAGUGUGAGUUUUGGGGGCAGCUCGUCCUGCAACUUGCCAACGCCGACGACGCCAUCUUUCACGCGACCGUUGCUCUGGGGCUUUUGCUCGAGGACAUGCACAACUGGCCGAUCUCAUGGCCGGUGCCUCGCCAAGCCCCGCCAACCGAACGGACGGCAAACGCGCUACGGCACUACCAGACGGCACUGCAGCAGCUGGUCGUCCCCGUUGUCGGAAAGGAGUCGGCAAAUGUCAUCUCACUCGCGUCUGCUGUGGUCUUCGCAUGUAUUGAGACACUAUGCGGCAACGCUCGUAAUGCUACGAACUUGAUCUUCUCUGGGAUCGGCAUCUUGACGCAGCUUGAAGCCUGCAUCUCAUCCCUUGCAAAUUUAGAAAGUUUUGCACCAAUUUUGUCUGUCUUUGUACGGCUGGACUCUUACACGAGAGAGGUUUGCAACGCAAGAAUCCCCGUCUCGGCAGGAAAGUCUCUGACAACUGCCCAGCUUCUUCAAACCGAGCAUUACGUACGACCCAAGCCGCCUGUUUUCAGACAUGUAAGACCAUGUCUGCCGGUAUUCGGCAAUCUCAGAGAAGCAAACAGACAACUCGAGAAUUUGGAAAACCUCUGCCUAUUCAUGGUAGAACAACAAGAGAAGCCACGGGAGGUCCAUAGUAUGCCGACUCGGACUUCCUGCCAAAGCAUGUAUCAGGAUUGGCUAAAAGCCUUCAAUGCCAGCCCCAUCUCCACAAACGACGAGAAUUCUCAUGCACUCCUUCACAUCAGGCGAUUGGACGUCUAUCUAACCCUUCAUGGCCCGGAAGAUACUUGCCCUCAGUCUGGCUGGGAUUACUUCCUCCCAGAGUUCACCGAGAUGCUCACAUAUGCCGCCUCAGCAGUGGCUGCAUCGAAUAAGAGCGCCUCCCGUGGGCAGCACAUGUCUUUCGUCCUAGGUGGCGGCUUCAUCAUGCCCCUAAGCAGACUUGCUCUGCGAUGUCGGCACCCGAGCACAAGAAGAGCCGCAAUACACAUCCUACGCGGUGCCCGUCGUCGAGAUGGCCAACUGGAAGGGAUGCUUGCUGCACGGGUCCUAGAGCGCAUCGUGGAUGUUGAAGAAGAUGGGUUAGGUGAGAUUACCGAGUCCCGUGAUGUUCCCGAGGCAGCUCGGGUUGCCGGCGUGUUGGUCAAGUUUUUGAGCGGAAAGGGGAGGGCGAAACUGACGUAUUCUCGUGCUGCUGGCCCGAACGGCGUGCGGGCAUUGGUUGAAGAGGAGCUUUCGGGAGGGUCACAUUUCAAGGGGGAUUAA